CCUGCUCCUCAUGUCCUUAUGCAGCAGUGCAGUGUGAGUGUCAUGCACUACCAUGUAUCCUGCCCUGUCUCAGCAUUCUGCAGGGUGUUAUAGCAAGUAGCAGCAAACCUGCAAACAAGUGCUAUAUAGUGAGUGGCAAUGUGCAUUUCUUUGUCAGCUCUCCUGCCCUGCGCAUGAGUGAGUCUCUCCAAGGCAGAGAGGAGAAGGUGUGCCACUUAUUCUGCUCGGCUGCUUUCUUGCACAGACCAUUUAAGAAACAACUCCUUUUCCCUUAUUCUCCAUGGAAUGAGAGUCCUUCCUUUGGAUUCCAGCAGUCAGCACUUUGCCUGCAGAGGGAUGGGACCCGAUGCUUCUUGGCAAUGACUGGCAUUUGCAGGGAUCCUAGUUUCAGCACCUUGGACAGCAGCACUUUGGACAGCAGCACCUUGGACAGCAGCACUCUGGAUAGCAGCACCUUGGACAGCAGCACCAUUCUAACAGAUAGGGCUCUCCUGGAACUCCUAUCCUACACCAUGGAGGAAUCCCACAGAGGAAGCAUGUAGACGACAACCAACCUGACUCCCCCCCAUGGUAAUUCAAUGAGGCAAACACUGCUGUGAAAAAUCAGGCUAAUGGAUAGAUGCUAAGCAAUGCACUUGGCAGAGGUUCUGCUGGCUGGUUUACUCAUAGUAGUGUUCAUUGUCUCCUUGUUGGCUAACCUUCUGGUGCUGGUAUGCUUCUUGUACAGUGCUGAGAUAAGGAAGCAGGUCUCUGGGAUCUUCUUGGUCAACCUGUCGCUCUGCAACCUCCUUUUGACCAUCCUCAACAUGCCCUCCACUUUCCUGGCCAUCCUCAACCACCACCAGCCAUUCGGUGACUGCCUCUGCCAAGCUUUGGGCUUUUUGGAAACUUUUUUGACUUCCAGCACCAUGUUGAGCAUGGCAGCUCUCAGCAUAGACAAAUGGAUUGCGGUGGUUUUCCCCUUAAGUUACACCAGCAAGAUGAGGUAUAAAGAUGCAGUCAUCAUGAUGGGGUACACCUGGCUGCACUCACUUACCUUUCCCCUGGUCUCUCUCUUCCUGUCCUGGUUAGACUACAGUAGCAUGUAUGCAUCUUGCACCUUGCAUGCCCAAGAUGCCCCCGAGACGAGACGCUUCAUGGCAUUCACCAUCGUGUUCCAUGCUGCCAGUUUCAUGCUCUCACUGGUUAUAUUAUGUUUCACUUAUUUAAAGGUGCUGAAAGUGGCACGGUUCCACUGCAGGAGGAUAGAUAUUAUCACCAUGCAGACACUUGUGUUGCUUGUAGACAUCCACCCCAGUGUGAAGCAGAGAUGUCUAAGUGAGCAAAAGAGAAGAAGACAACGGGCUACAAAGAAAAUCAGUAUUUUUAUAGGAUCAUUUGUUGUGUGCUUUGCGCCCUAUGUCAUCACAAGGUUAAUAGAGCUUCUUCCGUAUGUAAAAAUCAACAACUACUGGGGUAUAGCAAGUAAGUGCCUGGCCUACAGUAAAGCCGCCGCAGACCCCUUUGUUUACUCGCUCCUCCGUCAACAGUACAAGAAAGUUUUGCUCAACAUUGUCAACAGGAUCCUGAAGAGAGAACUAUAUCCCUCAUCCGGAUACAACAGCUCCUUAGAUACAGAAAAUGACUAUUGUUUGCACAGGGCCAGCUAAGGAGAUGUCUAAGAAACCUACAUUACCCCCCCCCCCCCCCCUCCCCCAUUCCCUCAGCAUUCAGUAAAAUGUCAGCUCUCAAACCUUACUAGAAAAGUUUCAAGAUUUGAAAGUUUUAUUUUGGAGAUAAGAUGUAAUGACACUAGACAUGAAACGCAAGUAAGGACUAAGUACUUUUCGAGGGAUUUGGUGAGGUCACUUGCGUUUUAUAUCUGGAAGGAUGACAAUGGUGCUUGUGGUCCUUCUGUUAAGAUUUUUGCACACGUUUAUUUUGCACAUAUUUAUUUUUUGGUUCUUCUGUCUCCUUGCCAUAGGGGAAUGAGUUGGGUCAGUUGGGUAUUGAUGGCAUUGUUACUUGGUGGUAAGUCAUGUGAUCUGGACCUGCUUAAAAAUCCUGUAAUAUGAAUUGUGAAGAAGUAGGUGAAGGUGUUGUCCAGAGUUUAUAGAGAGUUGUCCAGAGUUACAAAGAGUAUCUCCUGCUCUGAAGGACCUGUCCUGUCCUACAUAACACAAACAACCCAUUAAGAUGAGUUGGAACUGUGGAAUAGCACAUUUUUCCUGUGGGGUGUGAUAACGAACAGCUACUGCUGGAUUUCACAACAGAAUGUGGGGGAUUUAUUAAGGCCUGUGCCUGAGGUGCAAAUAACUCCAGGCUAUUAUUGUAAAUCAAUCAAUAUUGUAUUAUGGUGAUGGAACUGUUUAACUCAAAAAUGUAUGUCACCCAUACUAGAAAUUGUGCAGUGGGUACCAGGCCACUUCUUCUCCAGCUCUCAUAUGCCUCAGAUCACUCCUUCUCCAGCUCUCAUAUGCCUCAGAUCACUCCUUAUCCAGCUCUCUUAUGCCCCAGAUCA
Hyla sarda is the source of this 2500-nucleotide messenger RNA. It is a transcript of the gene GPR78, whose product is annotated as G protein-coupled receptor 78. Gene Ontology annotation, biological process: adenylate cyclase-activating G protein-coupled receptor signaling pathway. Bases 630 to 1649 code for a protein of 339 amino acids. The record is from RefSeq and is a predicted model, not a curated record. NCBI's taxonomy places the organism in Eukaryota, Metazoa, Chordata, Amphibia, Anura, Hylidae. The transcript has 3 exons. Gene Ontology annotation, molecular function: G protein-coupled receptor activity. Gene Ontology annotation, cellular component: membrane.